ACAAACUGCUUAAAUCAAAAGAAGCUUGCUUUUCCAACAACUUCAUCGGUUAACAAUAUCAAUUGAUCGAAUAUAUUAUAAGGAUUGAGGUGAAAUCAUGGAGAAAAUCGAUUUAUUUACCAACUCAAGGUCUGUUCAAGGUGCAUAUGACAAGAUUGUAAGAGGUGAACCAUCAACGACAUACGUUGUGUAUUCAGUUGAUAAAAACGGUGCUUUGGAAGUUACUGAAACCGGAGAUGGUUCUUUAGAAGAGUUUGUGGAGAACUUCGAUGAUGGGAAGAUUCAAUUUGGUUUAUGCAGGGUUACUGUUCCUGGUUCCGAUGUUUCCAAAAUAUUAUCAUUAGGUUGGUGUCCUGAUAAUGCUCCUUCUAAAUCUCGUUUAUCAUUUGCUUCUAAUUUCGCUGAAGUAUCGAAAGUAUUGAGUGGAUAUCAUAUCCAGAUUACUGCUAGGGAUCAAGACGACUUGGACGUUGAUGAUUUCUUACAAAGAGUCGGUGCUGCCCUGGGUGCCAGAUACUCUAUUCAAACUGCUGGUGGGGCAACAUUUAGUAAAAAACCUGCUCCUGUCAAACCAAUACAAUCUAAACAGCUGAGUGCUUCUGCUUCAAAGCCUUCAUUCAUUCCAAAAUCUACCGGGAAACCAAUUGUUCCAAAACCUUUUGGUCUUGGAUCGAAUUCAAAACCUUCCCAAGAUGAUGACGAUGAAUGGGGUGGUGAAAAGGAAAUCGAGGAAAGAGACUUGACUCAAAAACCAUUGGAAAAUGUUCCUUCGGCUUACAAACCAACUAAAGUUGAUAUCAACGAAUUAAGAAAACAAAAAUCCGAUACCGUUUCCUCGAAAGCAAAACCUUCUAUCCCCAAAGAUGAACCUGUUUCAAAGCCCGAACCAGAAGUAGACUCCGAACCAAAAUCUAUGGCUGAUAGAAUGAAGAAUUAUAAGUCCAAUGACUCUCCUUCCUCAAUUGGAGGGUCUGAUGGUAGAUUGACUUCAUUACCAAAGCCCAAAGUAAACAAUUCAGUUGCAUCUCGUUUCACUGCUGCUGCUAACUCUGAGUCAUCUGGUGCACCAGCUUUUGGUGCUAAACCAAACUUUGGCAAUCAAAACUCUUCUAAAAAAGAUGUUGUUGGUGGUGCUUCCAGAAAUUUUGCCAAUCUGGGUGGUAAGAGUCCUGCUCAACUUUGGGCUGAAAAGAGAGGCCAAUAUAAAACAGUUGAGUCGGAAGAUGAACCAGUUAAGCCUACUACGUCUGGAAGUAACGAAUUAGCUGAAAAAUUCAACAAAUUGAAUGUUGAUAAAGAAGAGGAAGAAGAAGAAGAAGAAGAAGAAGAAGAAGAAGAACCUGCUCCUGCCCCUACUCCUUCGUUACCUGCUCGUAACUUGCCUCCUCCUCCUGUAAGACAAGUUCCUGCUUCACCACCUGCACAAGAGCAUGAAGAGGAAGAAGAGGAAGAGGAAGAAAAGACACCAGCUGCUCCUUCAUUACCAACCCGUAACUUACCCCCUCCUCCAGUUAGACAAGUUCCUGCUGCUCCAGCAGAGCCAGAAGAAGAAGACGAAGAAGAAGACGAAGACGAACCGAUCCCAGCACCAGCCGCUCCUUCGUUACCUUCUAGAUCUACUGCUGCACCAGAAAAAACCGGUGAAACUGCAAUUGCAGAAUACGACUAUGAAAAAGAUGAAGAUAAUGAAAUUGGAUUUGCAGAAGGUGACUUGAUCAUUGAUAUCGAAUUUGUUGACGAAGAUUGGUGGUCCGGUAAGCAUUCUGCUUCUGGAGAGGUCGGUUUAUUCCCUGCUUCUUACGUUUCAUUACAAAAAGGAGAAUCGACUACUUCUAAUACUAGUGCUGCUGCUCCUCCUGCACCAUCUUCUGCACCAACUGAAUCUUCUGGUCAAUCUGGACCACAAGCAAUUGCCGAAUAUGAUUAUGAAAAAGAUGAAGACAACGAAAUUGGAUUUGCAGAAGGUGAUAUAAUCAUCGAUAUCGAGUUUGUUGAUGAGGAUUGGUGGUCUGGUAAACACUCCAAAUCUGGGGAAAUUGGUUUAUUCCCAGCAAACUACGUCAAAUUGAACAAUUAAGCAGACAAUUUUAUCUCUGGCCGCUACAUCAUCUCGAUGUAGAAAAAUAUAUACUUUUCUUGCUUUUAUUUUUAUUUAGACAAAAAAAAAAACAAAUUCUUCAAUGUAUG
This is a messenger RNA of Hyphopichia burtonii NRRL Y-1933, 2187 nucleotides long. RefSeq names its product Abp1p (gene ABP1). The coding region runs from base 98 to 2077 and encodes 659 amino acids. The transcript has a single exon. Gene Ontology annotation, biological process: regulation of actin filament polymerization. Gene Ontology annotation, cellular component: actin filament; plasma membrane; cortical actin cytoskeleton. The record is from RefSeq and is a predicted model, not a curated record. NCBI's taxonomy places the organism in Eukaryota, Fungi, Ascomycota, Pichiomycetes, Serinales, Debaryomycetaceae. Gene Ontology annotation, molecular function: actin filament binding.